AUGAGCUGCAAAUAUGAAAAAGAAGAAGGAAAUAACCCUAAACCUGUGCCUAAGGGACCUGAAAAUUUUAGGCUGCAUUCUGCAGCUUCGAAUUUGAGUGAUAAUGUAAAAAGUGUUAUGGAACCAAGAACUAUCAUGUAUCCCCCAAAAUAUCAAAAACUCAGCCAAGUGUGGCUCGAGAAUCUUGAUACAAUUGACGAGAAGAAAUUGGGCUUGCUUGAACUGCACCCAACAGUGUUUGCUACAAAUCCAAGAAUUGACUUGAUUCAUCAAAAUGCCAGGUGGCAGACUUUAUACAGAUAUGUUAGUUAUGCACACACUAAAAUGCGAUUUGAAGUUGCAGGAGGUGGUAGAAAACCAUGGCCACAAAAAGGAUUGGGUAGAGCUAGACAUGGUUCAAUAAGAAGCCCCCUUUUUAAAGGUGGUGGUGUCAUUCAUGGUCCCAGAUCUCCUACACCCCAUUUUUAUAUGCUCCCUUUCUAUACCCGAAUUCUGGGACUGACAAGCACCCUAUCAGUAAAAUUUGCCCAAGAUGAUUUACAUGUAGUUGAGAAUUUAGAGAUUCCAACUGAAGAACCCAGUUACUUAGAGGAGUUGGUAAAAAGUCGUAAUUGGGGCCCUUCAGUGCUUUUUGUUAAUGUGGAGGAUAUAAUGCCCAGAAAUAUUACAGUUGCUACAGAUGUUUUCAAGCAUUUCAAUCUGAUGCCUGUUUAUGGUUUGAAUGUUUACUCAAUGUUAAAACAUGAUACUCUUGUUUUAACGAGGGCUGCUGUGGAUCAUAUAGAAAAUAAAAUCAUGCAGCAUUUGCAUAAGAACGAUACAAGAAGUGUAAUGGCAAAGUAUAAAGUUGAUCAAGCUUGAUUUGUUAUAUUGAGAAGAUUAAGAAUCAAUAAAAGUAGACUUAAGUGAAGUUUUGUAUCAAUACUCACAAAUUUGUAUGUAAAAAAUGUCUCGUCAUUUUCUGAUCAAUAUAGCUUCUGGAAAAUUUUCGAUGUUUCCAUGCCAAAAUUUUAUUAUUUUCAGGAAUGAAACCGUUUAAUAAUUGUUUGUCUGCAAUUAUUAUUCUUAAUUUUUUUAAUUUUAGUGAUAAUUGGUAAUUUGAGGAAACCUUCUGGAUUAAUUGGAACAGUGGAAAGAUUAGCAGUAAAAAAUGCACUCAUGCAAGUUUUUUUUAUAAUACAACAUAAU
This is a messenger RNA of Phaedon cochleariae (mustard beetle), 1188 nucleotides long. NCBI's taxonomy places the organism in Eukaryota, Metazoa, Arthropoda, Insecta, Coleoptera, Chrysomelidae. The record is from the annotation of a GenBank genome assembly.